CGGAGCCAACAACCGGUUGAGGUCAGUGUUUAUGGCUCUCAAUAACUCCCAGAUUCCUUUCAGGAUCUGUUUAAUUUCUCAUGGAUUUACCGGCAGAUCUAAUUUUCGAAGUAUUUGUCCAUCCAAGGCUCGAUAUUUUGAUCGAAGAAGAUAUCUUCAAAACAGGUUUUAUACAAGUAGAUUGCUCCACUCUUAUGUAAGUAUGUGUCAACAUGUGCCUGGACUCUUAAUUAACAAACAAAGGUGCCCUUAUGGCACGCAUUGGGCCAUCACAAGGAAUAUUUACAUUUCUCAAAAUAAAAGACCUACAGCAGUUAACAGAUUGUUAUACAAUCGGAAAUGCUUUUCUGCCCGUUUCCUCUCUUCUAAACGUGUUGGACGUAAGUUUGAGAUCAAAAGUCGAAACUUGUUUGAUGUUUUAGAAGUAACUCCCAGGGCCCACAAUUCGGAAAUUAAGAAAUCUUUUUACCGUUUAUCGAAACGGUAUCAUCCUGAUAUGAAUAGAUCACAAGAAGCAGUUACAAAGUUUGCGGAAAUUUCUGCAGCUUACGAAAUCCUUAAAGACACUCAAAAACGGCGAAUGUAUGAGAGAGAACUGAUGAGCAACAAACAAAUAAGUUCUGAAGAGCUCAGGAGACACACCAGUGGAAGCAUGCAAGACCAUUACAAUAAACACCUUCAAAACAAAUCUCAGAUUAAGAGACGUGCUCUGAAAUAUGACGACGACUUUUGGGUUUAUUAUGGAUCUAUGAAAGACUCUAGGAAAUCUAGCCACGAAAAUUUGGAAGCAGUUUUAGAAAGAUAUAAAGAAGAGGAAAGACAUAGAAGAGCAAAAGGACUUCUUGGAGGAACGGUGGCCCUGGUUUUUUUAUUGACAGUUAUGUUUUGGAAAUAACAAACCGGUUGAGUUAAAAUUUGUUUUUGUAUAAUAAGGAAUUUUUGUGUUAUAUACUCAGUUAUUUUGGUCGUAGUUUCUUGAAACCUGCUGCCAUAAUAAAUUUAUUUCUGUUCUACAUAUACAGGGUGUCCACAAACUCUGGGUACAUGGGGAUUAACACAGGAAUUUCAACCAUGUUUCGUGGUCUGCUACCACAACAGCUCCUUUAUAGGAUCCAGUUAGCUCAAGACAUCAUCAGGAGGAACCGCGUCCGGUUUCGGCCCCUACUCAUCUACCGUUUUGACAAAUUAUUUAUUUUAACAAAUUAUUAUUUCUUAUAUUUGUUUAUGUUAUGAUAUUAUUUACUCCAUGUACCCAGACUUUGUGGACACCCUGUAUUGAUAUGUUACAGCUAAAGUUAUAUUAACAUUUAAAUAAAUUAUUAAAUAUUUGUUUAA
Molecule: messenger RNA, 1335 nt
Organism: Octopus bimaculoides (California two-spot octopus)
Lineage: Eukaryota; Metazoa; Mollusca; Cephalopoda; Octopoda; Octopodidae
Source: RefSeq, a predicted model, not a curated record